AUGGAAGUAUGGCCUAGUUUCACGAAAAAUUUAACGAGUACACCUCAAGAUUUUAAACCACCUGUUAACACAGGUCAAAAUGUCAUUGAAAAAAUUCAAAAGCGUCGUUAUAUACAUCGAGAAUUUAAAUUAAAAAUAUCAAAACCGAAAAAAGAUUUUAAAGAUUUAUUUAUACACAGAUGUCCUGGUACAAAAAAAAUAUUUAAACCUGAUAUUAAACCGAUCGUGAGAGAUUUUGGUGAAACGUCAUCAAAAAUAAUGACGGAAAUAUGUAGAGAAAUACAAUAUUGUCGACUUCGAAGACUUUCUUCUAGAAAUUUGAAAGAUAAUGAAAGCGAAAAGGAAUAUAUAACAUUAUCAGAUGUGAGAGAAAGAAAUAGAAAAUAUAUGAGUCCAGAGGAAAGGUACGACAUUUUUUUUUUUUUUUUUUUUUUUUAUUGCAAAAGGAAAAUAAUAAAAUAA
Messenger RNA from Pediculus humanus corporis (human body louse), 462 nucleotides. RefSeq lists its product as uncharacterized. The transcript has 4 exons. The record is from RefSeq and is a predicted model, not a curated record. The coding region runs from base 1 to 462 and encodes 153 amino acids. Lineage: Eukaryota; Metazoa; Arthropoda; Insecta; Psocodea; Pediculidae.